UUAGGCUGCAAAUCAACAAGGAAGAAGGAAGAAAAUCCGUGCGGCUAACUCUCCCGUCCGACCGUCUACAUUUGAUUAUUUCCGACACCGCCUACGGAUUUAUAAAAACAGCACUUUUAUUGAUUAUCUUGAGUAUCAGAGAACGAUUUUGCUGAAUAUUUGAAACGGCUAUCCAAAAGCAUUGGCCAGGGCUGAUGAAUUGACAAGUUGGGAACACUGUGCUCUUAGUCUCUAUCUGAACCAGCAGUACUCUCAAAGAAGAAACAGAGCUGUCUCUGGUUCACGAUGACGACGACGAUGUCGGUCUCGGAAGCACCGAUAACAGUCAUCAAAGAAGGAUGGGUCCAAAAACGAGGUGAGUACAUUAAGAACUGGAGACCAAGGUACUUCCAGCUGAAAUCAAAUGGUGACUUUGUCGGCUACAAGGAUAAACCUAAAGGGAAAAGUGGUGAUUCAGAUGCCCUCAAUAAUUUCACUGUAGCACAAUGUCAGAUCUUGAAGACAGAGAAACCAGCCCCCAACACAUUCAAAGUUCGCUGCUUACAGUGGACCUCUUUCAUAGAGAGAACGUUUUCGGUAGCUUCAAAUGAUGAAAGGGAAUCUUGGGUAAAAGCAUUACAAGGAGUAACAGAUUCAUUGACGAGGCAGGAGAGGGAGAAAGAGAACCAAGAGGCCAACGCAGCCAAUGGAGGCAAGGAAGAUAGCAACUCAGCGGCGAAUGAGGCUUCAAAACAUAAAGUUACAAUGGACGAUUUUGAGCUGCUGAAAUGUCUAGGAAAAGGAACCUUUGGCAAGGUGAUCCAGGUACGAGAGAAGAAGACAGGCGAACUGUUCGCCAUCAAGGUUCUCAAGAAAGAAGUCAUUGUUCAAAAGGAUGAAGUAGCGCACACAUUGACGGAGAACAGAGUGUUACAAAAGACGAGUCACCCCUUUUUAACGUCCCUCAAGUAUUCGUUUCAGACGUCAGAUCGACUCUGCUUUGUGAUGGAGUACGUGAAUGGAGGUGAGCUCUUCUUCCAUUUAUCACGAGAGAGGAUCUUCACGGAGGAGAGGACACGGUUCUACGGCGCAGAGAUCGUCUCCGCACUCAGCUAUCUUCACGCACAGGAUGUCAUCUAUAGAGAUCUCAAGCUGGAGAAUCUGUUGGUAGAUGAAGAAGGACAUAUUAAGAUCACAGACUUUGGGCUCUGUAAAGAAAACAUCUCCUAUGGUGACAUGACGAAGACCUUCUGUGGAACACCGGAAUAUCUAGCACCCGAAAUCCUUGAGGACAACGACUACGGGAGGGCGGUAGACUGGUGGGGUACAGGCGUGGUCAUGUACGAGAUGAUGUGCGGUCGGCUACCAUUCUACAGCAGGGACCAUGAGGUUCUCUUUGAUCUGAUCCUGACGGAGAACGUCAAGUUUCCGACCAGACUGUCCAACGAAGCCAAGUCUCUCCUGAGUGGAUUACUGGAGAAGAAUCCUAAGAAGAGGUUAGGAUGUGGGCCUGAUGAUGCCAAAGAAAUCAUGAGACAUCCAUUCUUUGCUACAAUCAACUGGGAAGACCUCUAUGAGAGAAAGGUGCGCCCUCCCUUCUUACCUAAAGUGGAAAAUGAGACAGACACAAGAUAUUUUGAUCAAGAAUUCACAUUAGAGCCUGUACGGCUUACUCCACCAGCAGCAGGCAAGGAUACACUAACAGCCACCCAGCAUGAUGAGCAGUCGCAAUUUGAAAAGUUCUCUUACACGGAUGAUGUCCCCCUGCAAAAAUGAGCCAAGCAACCCCAUCUCUCUCCAUCUCCCUUUCUCCUUCUGUUUCGCUUCGAAGUCCUCGAUCACCCGACCUAUCCACCCAUUGACAAUCAUCAAAACAUUUCAUCGCCUAUGUCGGCUUGCUCUGAGCGUCUUGUGGUAAUGGCUUUAGCGACCAGGUUUGUCGUUGGAAUAACUGUGUCACAAUGCAUGAUGACCAUUCUAGAAACAAGUUAUCACAGCUACUUUGUGCUCCAGAGGGGUAGGCAGUUCCUGCAGGGGAACCCAAUCCCUUAUAAGAAAUGCGCAAGCUGAAUCGUUUUCGGGUACCGGUUCUGAUCUCCCAAUAUAUUAUUUGCUGUUCCUCAUCACUUGCAGCUUCAAGCUUAUCAUUGAAUCAUCGGACUACUCUACAUGGAGUGAUGAGUCUUUGUGAAUCUGACUUGUGAUAGCAUUCAAACAAUCAUCUCUUCAUAUGAUGCAGUUGACCUCUGACCUCUGAUGUACUGAAGAAGAGGAGGGGUUUCCAUAGCAACUGAGCAUGAUUAUUUGUCACACUUCAUACAAUGCCAACAUACAGGGGGAAACAAUGGAGAAAGAAAGCAAUGCUUGUGAGUUACGAUAAACUUCAAGGAACAUUUGUGCUGCUUAUUUUGUGACUGCCAAAAAGAAGAAGAAAAAAAAGAAAAAGAAAGGAAGACGUGUAAAUUUAUUUUACAUUGCAUCAAUGGAAUAGCACAAGUUCAAUUGUAAUGUCACUUUAGAAGAUGGUCUUGUUAUUGAUGAAAGACAUUUUUUGUUCCUUUAAAAGGCUCUAUGACUAAGAAAGAUAUGUUCAGUGUAUUGACUUUAUAUUGGAGAAAGCUAUCGACUAAAACUGUAAAAUUUUGGAUGUAAUUUUCUUUGUUUUUAGUCAUUUGUACAAAGAAAUAUUCAAAGCAAAUUUCUGUAGUCUGGAUUUGCUUGUGUUGAAAACAUGUGUACAUGGACGAUGUUAAAAGUUUAACGUCAACAAUUUUACUACAAAAAGGUAUACUUGGGAUGAAUUAUAUUAAGAGAUACUAAAAGUGUAUUCGUUUUUUUUUGUGGAAUGUACAGUAUAUGUCAAAAAAAUAGAAAGUAUAUAUGCACAGGAAAAACUAAAUAUCACAAAGCUUUUAAAGUCUGUAGCAUGAACAAUGCUGUCAUAGUCUUUUAUCAUUUAUUCCUCUUUGACAAUUGGGGUUUCAGGUAAUAGUUGCAAAAGUAGAAAAUUUGUUUUAUAUUCUGCAAGUGAAAUAUUUGCAUCUGUGUGAGUGAGAAGGAGCUGUUAUCUUUCAAAAGGAAAAGGUAUAAAACAGAGGAAAGUGUUGUCAUGAUUCAGUCAGGGAAUGCCAUUAAUAAUUGUCAUUAAUAAAUCUAUUCUGGAAUAGAAAGUGAUUGGUUACAAGUGUAUUUCUGCAGUAGCAUGUUUUUACAAAAAUUAAUCAUUUCACUAAAUCAUGUAAUUUCAUUUUUUUAUGAAUUGAUUUGGUCUUUUCUCUUACUCACCGAAUCACCAGUUUGCUAACCACUCGUAAGUAGGACCGUUGGAAGGGGUCAAAACAUAUGUGAGGUAGGAAAGAUGAUAGUUGGCCCCAAAUCGGUUAACUGAUUGUAGUUUGGAUUGUACCAGAUUGCAAAUUCAAUUCAAUGAUAGAUCUGCAGUAGUAACGAGUUAGGAUAAGUCUCCAGUUUGUUGUCCUCAUAUAUAUUUACGACAGAAGCAUGGAGACUAGCUACAAAACUUUUCUCAAUUUUCAUUGCAAUUAUCUCUUUAUGCCGAGAACUAUGAAUAGAAAAUUAUCACUUGAAAACUUCAAAUAUCUUCAAAAUCAUUGUCCCCCCUGCCCCCCAAAUCAAAAACAUUUUUUUUUUUUGGGGGGGGGGGGUCAAAGUUGUUCCAUUCUUGUACUUUUAUUUAAGUAAAGAAAAUGAUCUCUUGAAAUCUUAAAAAUCAUUGUUCUCUCAUUUAACAAUGGGCAUGUAUUGUCAUGUUAGUUCUAUUUUCCAACUUUCAUUUGAUGAUUAUAGUGUACCAAUCAACUAGAAUGAAAAAAAUUGUUUGUAGGAAGAAUGUAUUUUAUGGGCUAACAGAUUAACUCACAGAGUUUGAGAUUAGGAGCAAAAUGUUGUGUUUGAAAUAUGUCAAAUGUUGCAGGAAUCAUUAUUCAUCAUGCAGCUUUGUGAUUGAAUUCCCUUUCGAAGAGUUAUCAUGACUAAGUUCUUUUGCAAAUUUUUGUGUUAGUAAAAUGAUCACGUAAGAAGAUUUCAUUGACAGUUAAGCAUUCUUUCGAUUCAAUUGAAUUUUGUUUUGUCAUCAUUUAUGAAUAUCAGUCCUCUCUCUUCUUCAACUAACUUGGUGUUCAUUAUUUUUUCUUAACCUUCUGCCAAAGGUAAUCCAAAUAUUUUGUAUCCAUAUUGUAAUACUGGCUUGAAUGUAUACUGUAGCAAACUGCCCUUGAUUGUAGUCGUAAGAUUUUCCCAUUUUUUUCUUCUUUUUUGGUAGAGAAUGUAUUGAACCAAGAACACUCUUAAAGUAGACAUUCAUUUAAAUCUAAAAAGUAUGGCCAUAAUUUAUCUCUAGAAACUAAUAAUUAUUUGCAGAUGACAAUCGUAGAAAGUUUAGGUCAACUACAUAUCGGGCAAUCAAAAAAUGAACGUAAUUAAAGGCACCCCUCGGGAUCUGGGAUAUAUGAACGAUGACGUCACAUCAGGGACCAAUCCUGCGUAAGCACACAACCUCCUAUAACUAAUGAACAUAUUUUCAGUGCAAUUAUUUCUCAAUUUUAAGAGUCUGAUUCUUUUUAAACAUAAACGUAUUUAGCACCAUUUUAAAAGGAAAGUGAUGCUGAUUCUGAUAAUUAUAAUCCUUUGCUUAGAAACAUAAAGGAUUAAUUUAAAAAAAACACUGAAAUAUCAGCCCACUUCCAAAUUGAAAAGCACUGAAAAUGUGUGCAUUGCUAUGGGACAUCCUCUGCUUAUGCUAAUUCAGUCCCUUGUGUGACAUCACAAAUCUUGGCAGUGCAUGGAAUGCUUAACCAGUGCCAAAAGGGGGCGGUAUUUUACAGUUUAAAAAAUUGACAAUCGUUACUUUGAAUGUUUCCAAUCUUGAAUUUGUGUAACCUUGUUUAAUCUACCCUUCUCUUACGUAAUGAUACAAAUUAAUUCAGUAUUUCAAAUCAAUGAACCUCUACUUUAAAGGGGUACAUUUCCUAGCUUUUUUUAUGCUUGUUUCUUUCUUUUUCAUUAGUUCCUCAUGAGUAGAUGACAAGUUCACAUACCAAGUUAUAUCUGCAAAUAUGGAGAAGGCAUGCAUAGCUGAAGAAGAAAAAAAAAUAAGAGAGUGUACAGGCAUGGAGAAGAUGUAUAAAUAUAAAUAAAAAGAAAGAAAAAGUUAUGUAAUAUUGUGCUGUAUGUGGCUCUUGGUGUAUCUCGGAUGUGUAUUUUGUGCAUCUUAUAAUGUUCAAUAAAAAUUGAAUGAACCAACA
This is a messenger RNA of Strongylocentrotus purpuratus (purple sea urchin), 5243 nucleotides long. Its product is annotated as RAC-gamma serine/threonine-protein kinase. Gene Ontology annotation, biological process: protein phosphorylation. Bases 286 to 1755 code for a protein of 489 amino acids. The transcript has 14 exons. Lineage: Eukaryota; Metazoa; Echinodermata; Echinoidea; Camarodonta; Strongylocentrotidae. Gene Ontology annotation, molecular function: protein serine/threonine kinase activity; ATP binding. The record is from RefSeq and is a predicted model, not a curated record.